Messenger RNA from Pedinophyceae sp. YPF-701, 702 nucleotides. NCBI's taxonomy places the organism in Eukaryota, Viridiplantae, Chlorophyta, Pedinophyceae. The record is from the annotation of a GenBank genome assembly.
AUGCGGAUCGUGCCAGAGUGCUUGACGGCGCUGGAGGUGCUCGACGCGAGCUCCUGCCCGGAGCUGGAUGCCCGUUCGCUCCUGCAGCACGGCAUGCGAGGCACGUUGCGUGUGCUCAAGGUCCGCCGCACGAAGCUGCAGACGGUGCCAACAGGCCUGACGGUGCUAGAGGAGCUCGACGUGCAGUGCUGUCACUCGCUGGACGUCGGCUCGCUGCGCAACGCUGCCACGGUGCGCGUGCUCAAGGUGAACAGCGCCGAGCUGCGGAGGGUGCCAGAGGAGCUGACGGCGCUGGAGGAGCUGGACCUGAGCGGCUUUCGCAAGGAUAUUGCGGUGGGCUUCUUGCCUGAGGCGAUCUGUGCGAGGCUGAGGGUGCUCCGUGCCCCCGACAGCAGAGUGCGCAAGAUCCCGCAGGACAUGAUUGCGCUCAAGGAGCUGGACUUGAGCGAGUGCCAUCACUUGCAGGUCGAUUUCCUCCCGCCAUCGAGCGCCGCGGGGGUCAGGGUGCUGCGUGCGAGCAGGAGCAACGUGCACACGCUCCCCGACAACAUGGUGGCGCUGGAGGAGGUCGACCUGACGUACUGCCAGAGCCUGGACGUCGAGAACUUCCUUCCCGCAGCGAUCAUCGCGGGGAUCAGGAAGCUGCGUGCGGACGCGAACACGCCACCAGAGUGGGAUCCUGACGAAGUUUUAUUUAUUUGA